This is a messenger RNA of Prunus armeniaca (apricot), 2217 nucleotides long. The record is from the annotation of a GenBank genome assembly. NCBI's taxonomy places the organism in Eukaryota, Viridiplantae, Streptophyta, Magnoliopsida, Rosales, Rosaceae.
AUGAAGACCCACGGUAACAGAGGCUUCGCCACAACUGGACCACUCCACGUAGCAUCUCUUCCCCGAGCCUCACCGGAAAUUUCCCUUCGCCGCCAACUUCCAGCCGGAAUCCAUGUUUUUCGGCGAGUUUCAUACGGUAAACGUCACCGCACCAAAAUCUCCGUCAUUCUCCGCCAGAAUCAGGCCGAAACUUCCAAGCAGAAUAUCGCAAAUUCGAUAGAAAGUGCUGACGAUUGCAACGAAGCUCGCCGGAGUCCGCUCCACACGAGGCGACACGCGCUACUCGCCCCUUCGCUGGCGCUCGGCGCGUGGUUUCUAAAAUCGACAGUGGCGAGCGCAGAGGACGCUCCGUCGCCACCGCCGUCGCCGUCACAAACAGUACCAGUGCCGACAGCUGAUGAGAAGAAAAAAGAGGAGGAUGAGAUAACGUCAAGAAUAUACGACGCGUCGGCGAUUGGAGAGCCCGUGGCGGUGGGGAAGGACAAGAGCAAGGUGUGGGAGAAGGUGAUGAAUGCUCGGAUAUUGUACUUAGGUGAAGCCGAACAGGUUCCGAUUCGCGACGACAAAGAAUUGGAGCUGGAGAUUGUGAAGAACUUGUGGAAAAGGUGUUUGGAGAGUGAGAGAGCCUUAUCUUUGGCUCUUGAAGCAUUUCCUUCUGAUCUUCAGGACCAACUCAAUCAGUAUAUGAAGAAAAGAUGGAGAUGCUUUGAAGUCCUACACAUCACAUUGGCCACCUCAACGCUGGCAGGAGUUUUACGGACUGUCCAAUCGGAGGGAAUUAGUGGGCUUUCAAAGGCUGAUCGUAAAGCGUAUGCUCCUCCAGCAGGUUCAGGCUUUAUCUCAGGCUUCACUUCUAGCACACGCAGAACACCAGUUGAUUCGAAUUCUCCGAAUCAAUCUGUGCCUUUUGGGCCAAGCUCGUAUCUUUCUGCACAAGCAAGAGUGGUUGAGGAUUAUACUAUGUCCCAGAUUAUCUUACAGGCCAUGGUGGAUGGAGGAGCAAGUGGUAUGCUAGUGGUGGUGACAGGUGCAAGCCAUGUUAGAUAUGGGAUUAGAGGGACAGGACUGCCAGCUAGAAUUUCAACAAAGUUGCAAAAGAAAAACCAAGUAGUUAUAUUACUUGAUCCUGAAAGACAGCACAUACGACAGGAGGGAGAAGUUCCUGUUGCUGAUUUCUUGUGGUAUUCUGUUGCCAGACCCUGCAACAGGAAUUGUUUUGAUCGUGCUGAAAUUUCCCGAGUUAUGAAUGCAGCAGGCAGGAGGCGAGAUGCCCUUCCACAGGAUCUUCAAAAAGGACUGGAUCUUGGUUUGGUAUCUCCAGAGGUAUUACAGAACUUCUUUGAUCUGGAGCAGUAUCCUCUUAUUUCAGAACUCACUCAACGUUUCCAGGGUUUCAGGGAAAGAUUGUUGGCAGAUCCUAAGUUCUUGCAUAGAUUAGCCAUCGAAGAAGCUAUAUCAAUAACUACUACUCUCUUUGCACAGUAUGAGAGGCGAAAAGAAAAUUUCUUUGAAGAGCUGGACUAUGUUAUCACAGACACUCUAAGGGGAUCAGUUGUUGAUUUCUUUACAGUGUGGCUUCCUGCCCCGACAUUGUCGUUUCUUUCAUAUGCCGAUGAGAUCAAUGUGCCUGAUAGCAUGGAUGCUAUUAAAGGUCUCAUUGGGUCCAUCCCUGAUAAUGCAUUUCAAAAGAAUCUUUUGGGGAAAGAUUGGAGUAUCAAUUACAGACUUGCAUCUGUGCUUUUGGGUGGUCUAAAACUAGCUGGUGUUGGAAUUAUUUCCAGUAUUGCGGCUGUUGCUGCCUCAAAUGGUCUGUUUGCAGUUCGCAGAUUCAUUAAUCCAGGUCUGGUCAUUAAUCAGCAAAAGAAAAGAACUCCAAUACUUAAAACGGCGAUAAUCUAUGGAGGCUUUCUUGGAACAUCGGCAAAUCUCCGUUAUCAGAUUAUUGCUGGAGUAAUAGAACAUCGACUUUCUGAUGAAUUUUCUUCUCAAACAUUACUUGUAAAUAUGCUGUCUUUUGUUUCUCGGACAAUAAACUCUUAUUGGGGAACUCAGCAAUGGAUUGAUCUUGCACGCUUUACUGGUCUGCAAACACGGAAGAGUGAAUCGUCCCAAAUGCUAGAUUCUACUAACCAAACGCCAGAUUCUACUAACCAAAUGCCAGCACUGGAAUGUAACAACACAGAGGAGACAAAUGUAGAUGAAAUCCAGAACAAAUGA